GGGCUGCUGGGAGCUGUAGUAGGGGGCGGGGAGAAGAUGGCGUCCAAAGUGAGCCUGGUGCUGCGGCCGGUGAAGAGCAUCGUGGUCCGGUUCUGCCCCUUCGAGCCCAACGUGGAGAGCACCAGAAAAUUUCUCCAAAGUAUUUACCAUAAAAAAGUCCAAGCUACUAAUACAAACUGUGAAGUAACUACUGAUGUGAGACAUGAUGGAUCUGAACCAGUUGUAGAUGUUACAUUUGCUGAUGGAGAUCGACUGAUAAUGAAGGGAGCCCACCUGACAACAGGGGAAAUGUUAACAGCACUGGCAUCCAGAUGUAAUGCAAAAGACCUUAAAGAAGAACAGAAAAGCAAGAAGAAGAAUCCCUGAAGAAUGGAAAAACUACUGUGUUUGCAUUGACAUGUGUUAGAAACAGCAGGCUGCACAGAAGGCUUUUUCCUAUGCAACAAAAUCUGAGAGAUGGCCAAAAGACUUUAAAUGUUCACUGCCUUCCCUUGAAAGAGAACAUACUAGAUCAACAGAUCUUCUAACAUUAGGGGUUGAGAGUGGCAUAAGAUGCAUGAAUGCAUCUUUCCAAGCAGCUGCAUGUUGGACUAAUAUCACUUGUAUUUGCAUUUCAAUGUGAAUAAUGCACAUUAGCUAUUAAAUUAAUACUACAACGAAGCCAGAUCUCUUUGGACAUUAUUUCCUACAAAAUUUCUAUAAGUGUAUGCACAGAACAUAUUUAGAGUGGCUAUUAUUAUUCUUGGAAAGCUAUUAAAUUUAUCAAAAAUUUGAAGAAAACCUUAAAAAGUAUUGACUUAGCUGAGGGACAGCAGGCUGCAAAUGUAGAGUGGGUUUUGUACUACUAUGUUUAUAAUACAUCUGUUGCUAAGUCCCUACCAUUUUCUUCCUCUUUUUUUGAAGGAAGUGGGUAAUUUGCUAAAUGUAAAUUUAGCUGAGCUAUUAAAGUAACAAGGUUAUGGGACUGUCAACACACAGCAGAGUUACUCAUCCUGAAUAAAAGUAACUAAGAUUAGCUCAAGUUAGUUUUUUUGAUAAUUGGAGAAAAGGGCUCUCUUUGAAGUUCAGUUUUGUAGUGGUUUUGUCACUCUUGGGAUAUUUCAUUAACUAUUUUGUUGUUUAUAGUCCCAUGUUCAACCCUAUCAUUUAUUAAAGUAACUGCUUAGGUGUCUCAUCUGUAUUGCAAAGCUCUGUUUCAAAGGGUCAAUCUCCUCUGGCUGUGCAGGUGGAGGUGUCAGCUCCACGUGUUUCAUGUGCAUCAGUUUUGUUCAUAACAAAAAUGUAGUUCCAAUUUUGAGCAUUGCAGGUGUGGUACUCUUGAGAGGCUUUACCUCUACCUUUUUAUAAUCAGAUGCCUGAUUUCUCUAAAACUAAUACAUGUAUUUUCAAAGUUGGCAGCAGAUUUAGGACACAAAUCUGAAACUAGUUUUACUUUACUUUUUGCCAAGAUUAUUAAAUGGACUCUGUCCAUUCUGAAAACAAGAUGGUUCUGUCAAGUUAAGUCUUUACAAGUUCUUCAUUAGAAUGUUGAAGUCAAGGUGAUGUCUUAUGUUGGAGAAGGAGAGCUGUGCUAAAGACAUUGGGUGUUUUCCAUGUGUUUGCAACAAACAGAAGAGUGUGAGAUAAGACAAUUCAUUGAAAUUUGGAUGUGUGAACAAUAGAUGUGAAUAAAUUUGUCUGGGAUAAA
Messenger RNA from Lonchura striata (white-rumped munia), 1687 nucleotides. It is a transcript of the gene MRPL53, whose product is annotated as mitochondrial ribosomal protein L53. The record is from RefSeq and is a predicted model, not a curated record. NCBI's taxonomy places the organism in Eukaryota, Metazoa, Chordata, Aves, Passeriformes, Estrildidae. Gene Ontology annotation, cellular component: mitochondrial large ribosomal subunit.